UAACCUCGAUGCUCAAUACUUCAUGUUUUACCAAUACUAUCCAAAUUCAAUAAUCGUAGGUUGUAAGCACUUAACCUUAAUCUCGAUUCUUUGUAAUUACGUCACAUUGUUUUUUAAAUUGACUUGUUUCUUAAUGAUGGAAUAACUACAUUUACAAGAAUUUAUCAUUCUUUAAAUAAUGUAAAAUAAGAUCUCUAUUUGUGAAAAUUCAAUGUAAAAGCUUUUUAACAACUAACUUUCUUGUAUUAAAAAAUAUGGUGACAGCACUAAAGGAUUUGGCGAGUUUGGCGCGAUCUCUACAAUUAAUAUGUGACUCAUCAAUAAAACUACAGAGGGAUGCCUUUCUCAGUAUAUUUAAAAAUUCCUCAUUUAGUAAUGUGGUUGAACAAAAUAAAAAAGAUUGCAAUAUGAAAGACAUUAUGUUCCAUCCAGAUGUUUUAAAUAAUUAUAUUCAAGAUGCUACCAGUCGUUUACUUGUAGCUGCGCAGGGACUUAGUGUUUAUUCCAAUUUAUUACUAGCUAAAGCAAACUUGGGGACUAAAAGCAAAUCAUCUAAUUUUUUGGAAAAUUCUGUUAGUUUUAAGUCACCUCACGAGAUUGUAAGGGAAAUUAAUCCACUGGCAGUUAUUACUCUUGCACCAGGAGAUAAAGAACUUUUAAAAAAAUUGGACAGAGAACACAAAUUAAAACAAUUAUCAGGAAUGGAUGAACAACAUAGUAAGCAACCUACGAAACUUGAAAAUGAGAACAUUUUAUCAGAAGCCACAACAUCCGAACAUUCAAAAUGUAAACAGAAAUUAAGUGAAAAUUCGAAAGCAAGGAAAGUACCUUCAUCAAGAAUUGGAAGAAUGGUGUCAUUUGGAACACUGGCUGCUGGUCUAGGUUUUGGAACAGCAACAGAAUAUGCCAAGAGGACCUUUGGAAUUGGGGACGCUAAUGUCAGUGAUGGAAGCCUGUUUCUCAGUAAAGGAAAUUUGGAAAGGAUUGUGGAUACUCUUUGUAAAGUUAGAGGAGCUGCCCUGAAAUUAGGUCAACUGCUAAGUAUCCAGGAUGAGUCUGUCGUAAGUCCUGAAUUGGCGAAAGCAUUUGAAAGAGUAAGAAAGUCGGCUGAUUUUAUGCCAGUUUGGCAAGUUGAACAAGUUAUGUCUGGCGAAUUAGGUACUGAUUGGAAAGAAAAUUUCUUAGAGUUUGAACAAAAGCCAUUUGCUGCUGCUUCUAUCGGUCAGGUGCAUUAUGGUAAACUAAAAAAUGGUGCAGAAGUAGCCGUUAAAAUACAAUAUCCAGGAGUAGCAAAGGGCAUUGAAAGUGAUAUUGAUAACUUAGGUGGAAUCAUGAAAAUGUGGAAUAUUUUUCCCCGCGGAAUGUUCUUGGAAAAUCUGAUGACCGUCGCAAAGAGGGAGCUAGCCUGGGAGGUAGAUUAUAGAAGAGAGGCGGAAUGCACUAGAAAAUUUAAAGCUAUCCUUUCAGAUUAUAAGGAUUAUUAUGUUCCAAAUGUCAUUGAUAACCUAUCGACCAAGGAAGUAUUUACGACCGAGUUGUUGGACGGAGUGCCUGUGGACCAGUGUUUUGCGUUAGAUUACAGCCAUCGUGAAUUUAUAGGUGAAAAGGUAUUGGAGUUAUGCCUUUUAGAAAUUUUGCAGUUUAAAUACAUGCAAACCGACCCAAAUUGGGCCAAUUUUCUUUACAAUCCAUCCAAACGACAGUUAUUAUUGCUCGAUUUUGGUGCAAGUAGGGAGUACUCACCACAUUUUAUGGAUAAGUAUGUAAUUAUUCUCAAAGCGUCAUGCGAAGGCGACAGAAGUACAGUUCUAAAUGUAUCGAGGGAAUUGGGCUUCCUGACAGGCUACGAGAGUAAGGUCAUGGAGGAUGCUCAUGUCGAUGCUGUAAUGAUACUGGGAGAAGUAUUCAGAACGCCGGGAAAAUACAAUUUUGCCCAUCAGGAUAUGACCCACAGGAUUCAAGAUUUGGCACAAGUAAUGUUGGUUCACAGGUUAUGUCCACCUCCCGAAGAAGUCUACUCGCUGCACAGAAAACUUUCCGGAGUAUUUUUACUCCUAUCGAAACUUAAAGUGUCUGUUGAAUGUAGGGACAAAUUUUUAGCUUUGUAUGACCAGUAUCAGAAAUCCAAAUGAAUUGUAAUGCUUAAAUGAAAGAACUUGCUAAUAUGAAAUGGUAAGGGACUAAAAGAAAACUAAUAAGUACCUAAUCAUUUUACAUGAGGCUAAUGCUGAAGUUGUGCUUUUAUUACGCAGAGAAAACUAAUUGUUUAAUAUUUAUUUUUAAUUAAUAAAAUAUUGAC
Cylas formicarius (sweet potato weevil) is the source of this 2299-nucleotide messenger RNA. It is a transcript of the gene Coq8, whose product is annotated as atypical kinase COQ8B, mitochondrial. The coding region runs from base 255 to 2132 and encodes 625 amino acids. The record is from RefSeq and is a predicted model, not a curated record. Gene Ontology annotation, cellular component: extrinsic component of mitochondrial inner membrane. The transcript has 9 exons. Gene Ontology annotation, molecular function: kinase activity. NCBI's taxonomy places the organism in Eukaryota, Metazoa, Arthropoda, Insecta, Coleoptera, Brentidae. Gene Ontology annotation, biological process: ubiquinone biosynthetic process.